Vitrella brassicaformis is the source of this 1389-nucleotide messenger RNA. Lineage: Eukaryota; Vitrellaceae. The record is from the annotation of a GenBank genome assembly.
CACAACUGCAACGGUAUUAGUCUCGCGACAUGCGGUGAUACACAAGACAGAAACAGAGAGAGCUGACUAUCAAAAGAAAGGAGCACAUUGCAUCAGAAGUUCAACGCAGGAAGGAAAACGCCUCGCAUUGACCUGCACAUCACACCCCACAUACACACCUGACUUAUCUUCUUCAGGCGAACAUCAGACGAGCAACCUCGAGCAACCUCACAAAAAAAAGGAAAACGACUGCCACGGUGCCGAACGAGUCAGUGUUAGGGUGUCCCCGUUACACAGGCUGAGUCGCAUGACUGCAUGCACCCUUUUCCCGUCGCCAUAGCUCAUCCCGCUCUCCCACUGCCCUCCUCCUCUCUCCCAUUCCUCUCCGAAAUCCCCUUCACCUCCGGAGAGAUGCCUGCUGCAUGGCCCUCCCUCUCCACCAACGUGCGUGCGCCACCUAUGGCGCUGCUGGCCACGCCCCGCCCACUGUCUGAACACAUACACACACGAGAGAGGAAGAUGCGCUGCACAUAGUGACGGCUAAGCCGUGCGCGUGCCCUCUUACCAUUCGGUGUUUGUGUGCCUGAACCACUCAGAGGCCCCGAUGGCUCCCAGGAGCCGACGGCCGGCAAAACUGAGUGCGCCCACACAGAAGGCAAGAACCCGACACGAAAGGUGUCGGUGAGCCAUUCUCUAUACAAAGCAUCCAUGCCCGAGGGCGUAUGCACACGAGAUCUAUCUGAUCUGACGGCGCAGCCGUGCGCAUUGGGCAGAUCUCUAUCUGUUUGUGCAUGGAUGCGGACAGUGAGUGGUCGGUCACCAUCCCCGUGAUGCGUACCUAUGGGCGCUGCGGUGGUUUCGCUGCUGCCUCCACUCCUGCCAUCUUUGGGCCCCUCGUCGCCCAUGCACAGGCUGGAGGGGCGAGGCUGUGUCGGUAGCUGAGGAUGCAUAUCAGUAGGCUAGAAUUCAGUCAGCUGAAGAUGUAUAAUAGCUCGGCUAGGCAGGAUCUGUUGUAAGAUGGGCGUCAAGACGAGCUCUGACGACGCCUGGCCGCCGAGCGUCUCGCCCGGCCAAGUUUCGCCCCCCAGCCGCCCAUUUGCGCAUGGCUAGCAUUGCAUGCGUCCAGAUCGCUUCUUUUGUCUCAUUGUCUCAUCUUGCAUCGUCUUCGUGGUUUUGGAGUGCUUUCGACGUUUUCAUCGUUGUGGAAAGACCAUCUCCCUUCGAUUUAACGUUACCGUACGGCAUUGACGUUUUCCGCCUUCCCCCCACAUGGCUUCGAGCCUGCCACUCUGAGCCCUGCCGGGCAGCAAGACGUCCACCCAUUGCCGCAGGUAAGUUGCACGACAGCACCGCAUGAAGGCAGGCGGGCAAGGCCCCUCGGCACGCAUCCCGCGAAGGACUGGGGCUCUG